Messenger RNA from Bursaphelenchus okinawaensis, 10736 nucleotides. The record is from the annotation of a GenBank genome assembly. Lineage: Eukaryota; Metazoa; Nematoda; Chromadorea; Rhabditida; Aphelenchoididae.
AUGCAAGCUGAUCUCUUACAAGAACGUACCAAUUCGACUGGUGAGGAAUACUAUGAUGAUGGCUUGUAUCCGGAGAUGGAUGAGGGUUAUAACAACCGAUAUCCAUUGCCUGAGGUAAGAGUUUUUGGGUUUUUCUUUUUUAGGUGUUGUUUGAUGGAAAUGGAUAAGAUGGAGGUGGUUUUAAAGGUUUUGAGCAGGAAUUUUUACUGGAGAAUGUGCUUAAGAUUUAGGAGAAACCUUUAAAAGUGUUUUUGCAAAGUUUGAGGUUAUUUGGACAUUAACUUUGUAUCAUAUAAUGAAUAACAUCAACCCAACCUAAAAAAAUAUUCUUUUCAGGUGCCGGACGACAACAAUCCUGAGUCAAAACCAUUGUCGUUUAUUUUAGAACAAGCUGUGAACUAUACUUAUGAAGAAUUUUUGAGUAUAACUCAAAAACAAGGAAUCAAUCAGAUUGAAUUCCUCAAAUAUUCACAUUCAACAAGAUGCAAGUUUGUCAAACUGUAUGCAUUGGUGAAAUGGAUCAAAUCUUGGCAGAAAUUCGACCAGUUGAACAAAAUAAAUUACUUUUUGGACGACAUAUCAGCUCAGUUUGUUGAUACAACCGAGUUCUUGUUGUUUAUGGAUCAAAUCGAGAUGCCGUUUCUUGGGUAAGGGUAGUGUAAUAUAAAAUUGGUUUUGAUGGUAACUGGGGAUUGAUUUAGAAGGGAUGUGUUGUAAAAAGUGUAGGAAAGUGUAAAGAGUAAUAUAACAAAGAUUUUUGGAGUUUAAUUUGUCUUAUCUGUUAAGAGAUUUAUGAUUUAUAUUAACUUACAUUUUCAGAAUUGGCCGAUUUGAUGUAGACGCUGCCAUUGAUGUACUGGUGAACCAUGGUUUGAGUAGGCUGCCAAGAACGAUUGCAGUAAGUCUUUGAGUUAUUAUUUUCAUUAUUUUAGGCAUCAAAACAGCAUUUGUGGCAUGAGAUGAUCAAGAAAACUAAAGUUAUGUCUAAUAUAAAGGCCGCAUCAAAAAGAAUGAAUGUUUUUCUUAAAUAAAUGACACGUAAAAUGGUCAAUUCUUUAUGACGCGGUUUAACAUGUUAUAACUUCUUACGACAAUGCUUAAAAUUACUUUGAUUUUAGAUAUUUUAGUUGUUUUAGAACGUAUUAAUUAUAACUUGGAUCAUUUUAGACAUCUUUUAUACCUGAUAAAGAGUUGUCAAAGAAGCAGAAGAUCUCAACGAUCAAUCGGAUUGACAAUUUGAUUAAGAACGAUCUGAUAAGGUGUAGUGCGGACAUUAAUGACAGGAUUAACAUCGUUAGUAUCAAAGAUGGCGUGGUAAUUUUUUUUAAUUAUUUUUUGGUUUUUAGGUAACAAUUGGCAUUAUUAAUGAGACAACAUUAAUGUUGCCACUUUUAGUUAACCCUAACGGCCGAAAACGAAUUUACAAUUAAAUUGACGAGGACAGAACAUCAUGGUGAAGCUCGAUGGCAGAUUCUAACACUCGACAUUCUUGUACAUGAUCAUGAAGUGGGCCUAGGGCAUGAGUUGAUUCAUCCUCAACAUUGUUUGGACAGUUUAUGUGUAUUCAUUCAAAGUGAAAUUCAAAGGCAUCCUCAGAAUGUAAGUUUAUAUUAUUGGGUAAUAAAUUUGAAUUCUUUGUAGUUAAGGUAACAAAUUAGUAUAAAAAUGGUCUUUCAGGAUUUUUGAUAACACAUUUUUAAUUUUUUGAAUAUUUUAGGUAACAAAUUUAAAAACAUUUUGGGAAAAUUUAGGUAACAAUCUAAUUUUAAAACCUUAAUUUUCAGACCUUCUCCAUCAUCUUCAACAUCCUCCACACCUUCUGCUUACGUCUGCAACUUGACGUCUUCAGAUGUCGAGUGCAAUAUUACAAGCAGGUCAUAUCAAAAGAGUUUCUACAUGUUGAAUAUUACUGUGAUAGAGAAGGCAUCUUGGUAUUCUACUUAUGGCCAGAACAACGACGAUCUCAAACCUACAAAGUCAUUGCCAAAUCGGAUAGGAGAAGAAAGUUCUUGCAUGUUACUCAUUACCCCCAGGGACAGAAUCUACCUCGCUUGGAAAUUGUCGAUGGGUAAGGUUUUUGAAUUGAAAAUGAUGAUUUUGUGACAUUUUGUAUUAGAAAUAAGCGCUUGAUGACAUUUUUUGUUAGAAGUGAGGAUUUUGGGGUCAGGAACGUCGUUUGGGGGGAGGGGGUAGGGGGGGGUGUACUCCCUCCCCCCAAAGCCAAUCCGAAAAAAAUUCCACACGAAAAAAAAAUUUUGGAAAAUCGGUUCACAGACCUGUGGACGAAAAAAAAUUUUUUUUGGCUUCCUCCUCCCCCCAGAGAAAAUCCGAAGCGACGUUCCAUUUGGUGGCAUUUUUCAUUAGAAAUGAGGUUUUGUUGACAUUUUUCAUUGACUAUACUCUAAUCUUAUUUUUGGCAAUUUUUUUGAAAAUUUGAACUUUUUUUGAUUAAUAAAUUGUACUAACAGAUAACUUUCACUGGGCUAUGGCUAUAUAGCUAAUUUUUAAAUUGAAUUGAAAUGAAAGAUUAAGUACAAUAUUGAGUUUGACCUUCAGGACAAGACGUCUAAUUUUCCUAGUUUGAUCAAAGAAGUUUAUGAUUUUUUUGCACACUUUUUGAUAAAAAUAUUAUUUUUAAGGUUGAUUUUUCACCGAUUUAAAAAAUUUUUUUUACGAAUCUUUCGAACUUUUCCAGUUUUUCAUUUUGCAAUAUUUAUUCCGUUAUUCGAGACUAACAUUAUAUUAUAAUAGUAUUAAUAAUAAUAAGUACAACCAUUAACAUAAGCUCCUCUAAAUUGGGGCUGGUAAGGCGGCGUAGGCUGUUGUGGCAUUGGUUGAUAAAAUUGCGGUUGGGGUUGGUACUGGGGUGGUGGCAGAUUGUAGUAGGAGAUUGGUUGGUAGAGCUGGCUAAGAUAGCGCUGAUGGUUUUGUGGUAAAGGCUGGUACUGAUAGACUGGAGGGUACUUGUGUUGUUGCGGUACUGGCUGGUAGUGGUAGUUUUGUGGUACUGACUGGUAUUGGUGCUGUUGUAGCGUCUGAUAGCAGUUCUGUUGUGACGGCUGGUAGUGGUGUUCCUGACGUUUCUGAGACACCUGGUACAUGUCUUGUGCUAGCUCUGGCCACGCUGGCUUAAUUGGACUUCCGAAUCGUUCCUCUACUUGUCUUCGAACUUCUUUCUCAGCCAAAGGACAGCCCCAUACUGGGUCUCUCAGAAUGCUCAUCGAUGGAGCUGAGUUCACCUUGGCUUCAGCUUCAAUCAUGACUUUAUCAAAUUACAGAAAACCAUUUUUGAUAUUAAGUUAUAGUAAUAUGAGAGCGGAGAAAGUAGUGUGUGUGGUCAAAACAACAAGUGAGGUUGUAUGGUAAAUUAUAUGGGAUUUGGCUUCUUUUAUAGGGUCUUUGAUACCUAAGUCUCUGCGCAGUUACGUGUCUUAAUUUGUGCUUGUUUUAUUGACCUAGCGGCGAAGGUUCUUUGAAGUUUCAAACUUAUUUUGCCGCAGGGUUGUUGAUAAAAAUAGGUACUGAAAAGGUUGGCUUAUGUAAAGUGGCGUAAUUGGGCCUUGCUUGGGCAAAACUUGGAGUUUUCUUCAUAAUAUUGCUGAAGGCAGAAUUUUAUAAUGUUUUUUAUUAGAAAUGAUGAGUUUAUGACAUUUUUUGUUAGAAAUGAGGAAUUUAUGACAUUUUUCGUUAGAAAUGAGGAUUUGAUGACAUUUUCCAUUAGAAAUGAUGAUUUUAUGCCAUUUUUUAUUGGAAAUAAAACAUUUUUAAAAAUAAAAAAAAAUUUAUUUCAGAGUACCUCAAGUCCACGAAUUCCUGAUCACAACAGCCCAACACAGAUCAGCCGAACGUCUAAAACAAGUCAAACGUCUCCUCAAUGAACUCUCUCUACCUAAAACAAUAUUGGAGAAGAUUGGAGAUGCCAAGAUUCGCCUUCUCUACAGUAUAAUGCCAUUUCUUAACACACCUGACUGUGAGAAUUUGCAUAUUAUAGUAAACCUCUUCACUGGCAGGUUAAAAUGUCAAGUAGAAGCAUUGUUAUACGACGAAUCGGCCCAGAACUUAUUGACCGACCUUGGGGACACGAUUUCGAAUUCGCUGGAUAUUAAGAAAACUGAUUUUAAAAUCGAAAAAAUUAUUUUGAAAUUGAGGUUGAAGUUGUUCAAGUUGAAAACGAUGGAAGCUUUGAAUGGCCUACAUACUCAUGUCAUCCAGGAAGACCCAUGGGCACCGUUCUUGGGUACCAACGUACCCGAAGAGAAGGUCAUGUUCAGUUUUCAUCUGGAUCCAAACUACUUUUUGGUAAGCUAUUUUUAUGUUGUAUCUUUAGGUUACUGUAGCGUAGUCUUACUAUAUAGUCUAGUAUAACUGUAGGCUCUACUCUCUCUUAGUUUCUACUGUACUCUAGGCUCUACCGUGCACCAGUCUUCAUCGUACUUUAGGUCUUACUGUAUUAUAGGCUUUACUAUACUCUAGGUCCUACUACACUCUGGGCUCUACUGUACACUAGGCUUUACUAAACGCUAGGCUGUACGGUACCUUAGGCCCUAUAACACAUACAAAUAGGGCAGACUGUAGUUUAGUUUUUACUGCACUUUAGGUAAACCGUAUUCUGUGCUUCAUCGUACUCUAGGCCCUAACGUACUUUAGGCUUUAACUUACAUUGGUCUUUAUUGUAUCUUAGGUCUUAUCUUACCUUAGGUCUUAUUGUAAUCUAGACUCUACCGUGCUGUAGGUUCUACUGCAUUUUAAGGCGUACUGUAGUCUUACUGUGGUUUAGGCUUUAUUUCUUACUGUAUUAUAAGCUUUACGGUUUUUAUUUUCUGCCGUAGUCAAGGCUCUAUCGUAUUCUGGUCUUUGUCUCUUCUAGGCCUUACCGUAAUCUAUAUUCACGCGGCUAAGUUUUACUAUAACUCGGCUUGCUUAUCAUGCCUUAUGCUGCUUUGUCUCAUCGUAUCUUUUUAAAACUUUUAUUAAAUUUUAAUUUUUUAGCUAGCCACGUUUGACUACGAUGACAGAAAAGAAUUUCAAAGUCGGUUUUACCUUAUUGACCAAACAAACAGUGUUCGAAACGUGAUGGAAGUGGAAGAAACAGCCGAACUCAGAGAACAAGCCGUACCUAAAUUGGAUCUUAUUGAGUUUAAAGGUCGGUUCGAAAUUUAUUUUGUAAAAUACGGGGGCUGGCUUGGAAGAUUAAAAUUAGUCGAUGAACUUUUGGAUUUUUAGGUAACAAAACUCAAAUAUAAUUUUGUAGGUACCAAGAAGUCUCCACCGUUCCUCCCGUUGUCAGUCAAGAGAACAAUGUCGUGGGAAGUAAGAAGACGUCAGUUGAAGGCAUUCAUGGCCUUAUUAGAUGGAAAAGUUCAAAUUGAACAAUUAAGAAGAGCGCUACGACAAUUGGAUGUGGACUUUGAAGUGAAGCAUGAAGAAGUUGUGGGUGGGAACGUCAUCGACAUUGUUAAGUGAGUAUCUACCUCUACCUUUACUUUACUCUACGUUACCCUACUCUAUCCUACUGUACUCUACUCUAUUCUACCUUUUCUUACCAUACUAUACCCUACUGCCUUGCCCUACCCUACCUUGCCCUUUCCUACCCUAACCUGCCCUACCUUAACCUGCCCUACCCUACCUUAUCCUACCCUACACUACUCUACCCAACUUUACCCUACCCUACCCUACUCUAUCCUACUCUACUCUACCUUACCCUAUCCUACUCUACCUACCGUAUCCUACUCUACCUACCGUAUCCUACUCUACCGCUUUCCUCGAGCUUUUAACUUAUCGUAUCUACAAUACAGUCACUUCAUCUACAAUACGAUAACUUGAUCUAUAAUGCAGUCUUUCUACUUUACCUUAACUGAUUGUGCUUUAUUAUUACCAUAUCAUGAUCAAAGAUUUUAAAACAUUUUUUUCAGUUGUCAAUUCUUGAUGAACUUUGACUCGGCUGGCUUCGAGAACAGUAUAAGAAGAGUGUGCUUGAGAUUACAUCGACAUACCAUCUUCCACUUGGAGUUUUGUAUUACUGAUCCGCCUGUAAAGACUCCUGAAAUGGAGAGGGUGAGUUUUUAAAAUUAAAUUUUUUUUUAAAUUAAAAAUUAGAAAAUUUUUUUGAAAAUUAAAAAAAACGAAAUUUGAUACUAUUAGGUUGUUCAAAUAAUUCUGCGCUCCCUAAUCCCGAAAAUUUACUUUGAGAGGAGCACAUAAUUAUAUGAAGAGCCUAAUUUAGAAAUUAAAAAAUGAUUAAAACUGCCAUUUCCAGAGCAACCUCUUCCGCUUCGUACCGGCAAUUCACCACGCUCAACUACAACCCUUCAGUAAUUAUCAAGAAAACUUGAAACGUCAUUUAAUCGACCAGUUGGUUACGUAUGGCAGAAUGAACAAAGUCGUCAAAGAAUUCGCCACCGUAUAUUAUGGUGGAUACAUGCAACAACAUGUUGAUGUAGGUCUUGUUUUGUUUUUUUAAAAAUCCAAGUUUAAGGGGAUUUGAAUAGUUUUUGGUGAAGGGUAUGGUAAAGUUGAGCUUAGGGUACAGUAAGGUCUAGAGUACAAUAAGAGUUAGGAUAUGGUAGGGUUUUAGGUACUGUAGGGCAUAGGGUACGGUAGGGUCCAAGGUACGGUAGGGCCUAGGGUACGGUAGGGCCUAGGGUACGGUAGGGCCUAGGGUACGGUAGGGCCUAGGGUACGGUAGGGCCUAGGGUACGGUAGGGCCUAGGGUACGGUAGGGCCUAGGGUACGGUAGGGCCUAGGGUACGGUAGGGCCUAGGGUACGGUAGGGCCUAGGGUACGGUAGGGCCUAGGGUACGGUAGGGCCUAGGGUACGGUAGGGCCUAGGGUACGGUAGGGCCUAGGGUACGGUAGGGCCUAGGGUACGGUAGGGCUUAUGGUACAUUUGGGGCUUAGGGUACGAUAGGGAAUGGAUUAAGUGAACAGAUACUGUAACUGUGAUUUAAAAAUGACUUUGGUAUAAGUUUUUGAAAUUUUAUAAAUAAAAAUUUUGAUUUUUCAUUUUUUUUUCAGAUUGCCUACUUCAACUACUACAAGCUGAUCCUAACCUACGGAAAAGACCGGGAUCUAGCCCUAAUCGUGUCCAAAAAGAGCAACUACAAGCAUUUGAUACCUAAUUUCAGUCAAUUGAACUCGAAAACCAACACAAGUGUCAGGUCUAAAACCUGGAAUCCUCACGUCUUGGUAUCAGCCAUGCUCAUGGAUAAUAUCACUGACACAGAUGACCUAAUCGGACUGGUCGAUUAUUUAAUCAACACAGAGAAGUCACUCAGAUUGAUCUACAACUUUGCCCAAAUGCACUUGAAAACCGACCGGUCGAGGGAACAGCUAUUGGGCUUGGAUGUUCGGCCGCCCAAUGCUUUCAGCUUGUCGGUAUGUUGUUGUAGUGGAAGGGUAGAAUAUGGCAGAGUAGGGUUUGGGGGUAAAGGGUUAUAUUGAUAUGGUAAAGGAUUUUAUAGGCUUGCAGUAUGAUUGCGGGGUAAAUCUAGGUUUAUAAAGUUUAAAAAAUGAAUUUCGUUACCUAAAAACUUUAAAAAUUGGGAUUUAUUACCUAAAAUUUCUAAAAUUGAAAUUUGUUACCUAAAGUAUUUACAAUUUGAGAUUUAUUACCUAAACUCUUUAAAAAUUGAGAUUUGUUACCUAAAAUAUUAAAAAAACUAAUAAUUUUUCGAAGACAUUUUUAAACUUGAGCUUUUUUCAGAAUGUCAUAAUUCCUCUGUCAGAAUACGUGAUCCGACUAGUUCAUGGAUUCGCCCACGUCGAAUUCUGCCUUCUGAAGAACAACAAAGUUGGGGUCAGGGCGAAUCAACUGAAGUCAACUGAAUAUGGCAAUGAGAACCCAGUGACAAUCAAGAAGCUACCUGGAUUUUCAUUUUUCUGGAAGAAAUUCGCGGUGGCAAGUCGAAUCGAAACUAUUGAUUCGAAGGAGCAUCUGGAGGAGAACAGGGCCAACGGCAAUCCGGCUAGUGUGCCACCGGUAAGGGUGGGGAUUUUUGAAAAAGUAAUGAUAUUGCCGGGGUGAAAAAAAAAAAUUUUAUGAAAAAUUGAAAUUUAAAAAAAAGGACUUAAACUGCUAGAAGCCGUAUUUUACAUUCCAUAUUUCCUCUUCUGAUAAAAAAUGACAUAAAAUCCUUAUUUCUAAUGAAAAAUGUCAUCAAAUCCUCAAUUUCUAAACCAAACGUUUCAGAAUGAAAGGACAGACAACCCCAUCGACAACUACCCAAUGUCAUGCCCACCACAGUACGACGAACGUUUCGAAGAGUUCGUGGCGUACGCGGAACGCCAGGAAAAGCACGAUCUGAACAAGUUGUUGGUAAUUGACCCAGAAGUAUUUGAACAAGCAAUGACUUCGAAUUCGGUCGAACGAACUGACGCUCGGGAGGUGCAGGUCAUGAGUAAGUUGUCAACUUGAACACUUUUGGGAGGGGGAGGGGGAAUAUGUACUUAAAACAAUGUUCAUUUUGUAAAUACUAUCGAGUUAUGACUUGAAGUUACGUUUUUUGAAUAGGAUAUUGAUUUUUAGGCAAGAUUUGACUUUUUGCGACGAAAUGUCAAUUAUUGAUUUUUUAUGACAUUUUGUCUAUAUUAAAAAAUUUUUCAUUUUUUACGUUUAACUAGCUUGAUUGAAAUUUUGAGCAGUCUUUUUUGUAUAAUUUGAGAUUUUGAGACGAAAUGUCAAUUAUUGAUUUUUUGUGACAUUUCGUCUAUGCUAUUUUUUGACGGUUUGUGAAUGUUAAGAAGGUGUUAAUUUAAGUUUUGAAAGUUUAAUUGGCAUGGAGGGCAAUUUUAUAUUUAAUUUUGAAACUGUAAGACGAACUUUUAACUAUUGAUUUUUUUGUGACAUUUCGCCUUAUUUUGAAAAAAUUUUUUCUUUAGCUGAAAAUCUGUUUGUGUAACACGCCAAACUUGUUUUUUCUAUUAAGUGAUGUUAUUCUGUACUUAUUUUGUAAAAUUUUUUAAUGUAGUAUACUAUUAAAAAUGGCAUUUUCAGUGCCGAAACCAGUAUCUCCAUUGGAAGCCUACCUUCACGGCCUCAAUUUCAUAUCGAAACUGCCAAAAACCUUGAACGUCUUUGCCCAUUCUCAAAACCCGAUUCAACACUUGCCAAUUAGUGAGCUGAAUUCGGACGACUGGUCGGUCAGCUUCUGUCUUCCGGGGGUAACACCAACUACUACUGCCUACCCACCAUGGACAACUAAAGUACGGAUUUUCAUGUGUCCAACCAAGUUUCAUACUACUAUCAAGUUGGAGUUUGGUAAGGGUUUGGUAUACGUUUUGAUUGGGCAUGGGUUUUCGAAAUUUUUGACCUUUUAGAAUUUAAUUUCUUUUUAAAUUAAAAAAAUUUUUUUUGAAAAAAUGUGGGUUUUUAGACUUGAUAUGAUUAGAAGUAGCAUUUUUGACAUUACUGAUCGAUUAUUUUUUACAUUUGAAAAUUUUUCGUAAUAAAAAUUUUUUUUGAAAUUUUAUUUGUGACCUUAUAUAACUAAAUAUCUGAUUUUAGUAGGCCCAAACACCCCACAAGAAGCCGACAUUGACACGUUCGUCAAGUUCUUCGAGACUGUAAUCGUAUCAACUGACAAUGAGUAUGCUCUACAUUCCUAUCUGAGCAUGUGCAGAGUCAAUGCUACUGGAGUAUUCAAUGCUUUCGCUUCGCUGAUGAAGGCUCACAUGGUAAGGAUUUGACGACGAUGGUUUUUAAUUGACAAAAUUUUCAUUUCUGAAAAUGGCAUAAAAUUGUGAUUUCUAACGAAAAAUGUCAUAUUAUAAAUGAAAUUUUUUGAAUUUUUUAAAAAUGAUUUUUUUGUAUUUUAGGACCCAUUUUCUUAUUUGAAUUGCCACAAUUGGACUCUGAAUAUCCAGUUGAUACUGUUCAGACCAGCUCCAGUAAGUCACCUACCCACAACCGAGGUAAACAAAGCCGACUUUAUCAGUGGAAUCCUUAUUCAUCCGAACAAGGAGAUUCAGAUCACGGUAAGAACAAAAGGAAUGAAGAGUGUAUUUGAUAAAUGAGUUACAGUACAGUGGGUACGGUAGCGUAUUGUAGGCUGGGUAGGGUAAUCUAGGGUUAGAUAGGGUAGGGCAUGGUGUGAUAGCGUAUGGUAGGAUAAUGUGGGGGUCUAAUCAAAAAAGGUUUGGAUAUGUUAUUGUAUAGUCGGGUAGGGUAAUCUAGGGUUGGUAUAGUAUGGUAGGGGAGAAUUGGAUAGGGUAGGAAAGGAGAAUAUAUGGUAGGGUAACCUAUUCUUAGGUGGGUAUGGUAAAGGUAACGAAAUUUUUCGUUUUUUCAAUUUAAAAUCUUAUUUAUUCAGAUUGGUUUAUGUCCAACAAAAGCUCUACGAAUCCAUAAACAUGUCAAAAUGUCAUUCAUCUACAAUUUAGACAAGUAAGUUGAUUUUGUUUUGUCAUUUCUUUAUUUCUUACUUCACCGUCCCUUAUUCUACCCCACUCUACACUACCCUACCAUACUCUACCUUAAUAUGACUUAAUACACUUCUUAAUCCUUUGUGAACCGUACUAUUUAUUAUUUAUAAGCUUAGAAACGGACGUAUUUUACAUUAGAUUGCAUUUAAUAUUCACUUCUUUUUUGUUUCAGUGAAGUCCUACGUUACUCACCAUUCCACGCAAUGGACGAAAACAUACCCCAAGUGGAGUCGAUUCUCACGGGCGUGGUAAAAACAUCUCCAGAUCAAUGUGUCAUAUGGCCUAGUGUUCAUCGACUGGUCGAGAGGUUUCGAUAA